Molecule: messenger RNA, 9302 nt
Organism: Phyllostomus discolor (pale spear-nosed bat)
Lineage: Eukaryota; Metazoa; Chordata; Mammalia; Chiroptera; Phyllostomidae
Product: KIAA1217 ortholog
Exons: 22
Coding region: 2694-8147 (1817 amino acids)
Cellular component (GO): cytoplasm
Source: RefSeq, a predicted model, not a curated record
AAGUAUUUCUUUUCUACAUGCAACUUCUAACUCAUGCUUUUUUAAGAAACAAAAAUUCAGGCCACAAAUGCUUAACUACAACCUCUUUUGCCAAUUAUUUGUAUUCUUCUAUUUUCAUGGACUUUUUCAUUGAGCAGUUUUCUAUGUCUCUUAUAAAAUGGGUUUGAUGAAACAAAUUCAAGAGAAUCUUACUAUCCAAGUCAACAGAGAUACCUCUGAUGUUGCUAAUUUAGAAAUAAAUUACUCCAUCUGCAUGCAUUUAGAAAUAAAAUACUCCAUCUACAUGCAUUUAUUGUGCUUUGACUUAGUGUGGUGUUUAGUUGCUGUCAGGCAAAUCACAGUGUUAUUGAAGCUUAGUCCUACUUGAUAAUUUCCUUAGAGACUUUAGGAAAAAUCAUUACUGGACUGGUCACCUCUAAACAAGUCUUGACAUUUCUUCCCAGCCCCCAUUUGUGUUGUUCUUCUUGCUGAGAUUGUUGUCGUCCAAAACUUUCCCCACUCUAAAUAUUUCAAGAUCCUCAUAUCACCAUAAUGUCAUUGCUGGUUACAAAUCUUACAUAAGUCUUUACCUCUGCCUGCCUGCCUGCCAAAGAAUGGGUUAAUCAGGUUGCUGUCUCCUCUGAGUUAUUUCUGUGACUACUUCCAUUUGCCUGACAUUCAGAUUCUGACUCUUCUCAUACUUUUUUCCAAGCUUGAACUCAGUAAGUAAAGGCUGAGAUAUUAGAAUUUCCUAAAUAUCUCAAGGGGAAGAUUCAGCAAAAUUGAUAACCAUUCUGACUGCUAAGUCUACUUUGGCAGGCUCCUCUCUCUAAUGGAACUUGGAGGAGUAUCUGCAAUUGAGUUGUGCUCCACCCCAUUUUUGGAUUUCACUGAAUAAAGCCUAGAUUUGGUUAUAUCUUGUUUGUGUUUGUUUCACAUUGUGUUUAUGCCCCACUAGGUAAAGUACAAGUGUGGGCUUCAUCUGGUUGUAUUUUCACCUUGCAGAGGUGGUAAUUGAAUCUCUAACAAUGGUCUUGCUUCUCAGGAGUGUUUCAACUUGUGCUGCUAUAUUAAACCAGGUUAGUUCUUGGGUUCCCUUGGAAGGUAAUGUCCUAUCUGUUGAUGGUGAACUAUGGCAAUGCAAAACUUCAGCAACAGUCAGAGGAGGGGAUCUGAAGCAUUUAGAAUUCCUUUUAUGGAAAGAGCCAUUCUGAGUUUUUACCUAGGAUCCCUCUCCCUGCAUACACCUGGGCAGGCUCAGCAAAGAGUGGAGGCUUGUCUUUGUUGUCUGACCUUUGAGGACAGAUGUUGCCAAGACUAUUGCAGUUUACAGCAGAUCUGUGGCAAGUUAAAGCAGCUUCCAAACACUGCAGUGUUGUGACAGAUUCUGCUGGAGGCUGCCUAGCUCAUUCCCACUGAAGAAACUUCCUGCUAGCUACAGCUUUGGACAGCCAUUUGAUAACAUAAUUAUAAACUCUCAUGGGUUUGGAGCAAGUCCCAUUCAAACCUUUUGGUACCCCCAGGUCAGCAAUCUUGAACUUGGGAGUGUCUGCAGUAAAUUUCGAGGUGAGAGGAAGAGGACUGAGCCUAGUGUCACCAAGAUGGGUUGGGCACAAAUUUGGCAGAAAUUUGUCCAAAGUUUUGUGCAGACCAGGGAUUCUAUAACACUUGCGUAGUUAAAAGUGGAUGGGUGGGUGGAUGAAGAAUUGAAAGUCUUAGAGCCUAUUGACCAUUCCCAAGAAAAGCCAAGAGCACUGAUUUUGAUGUUGUUCUGGUAAUUUAUACAAGCUAGGACAAACAUGCCAAAGAUGUAUGACAGGAAAGAGUUAAAAAAUUCUCAACAUGUUCUCCUACUAUCUCUGCAAGCCGGAGGCCAAGGGAAAAUGUACCCGCACAAACACACACACAUUUCAGCAAGGAACCUGUUUUGCAAGUUUUGCUGGUAAAAAAGUAGGAAGGGGUUGCUUGAGAGCAGAGUGGAAAGCCUUAGAAGUAUUGAUUGAAGGUUUUUCAAAACCUACAUUUUCAACGUAACUUUAUCCUUCAGAGAGAGGCACAUGUGCCACUGUAGGUUUUUCUUCGACUGAUUAAGUGCAUUGUUAGACAGGGAGGGGCAGAUUAACGAAUGCCUAUAAUUUUGAUCAUUGUUUUCUACAAAACAGCUCAGGCUUUGAAAAUGAAGCCAUCAUUCUUGGCUAAGUUUUUGCCAACAGCACAAAUUAUACUGUGCAGAGAUCCAAAGCCCCUAAAAAGGUUUCAUUAAUGAACAAUUUCAGAUGAUUGUUUAAGUCUUUGCCUGACAGGUACUGUUGGCACAGAGACAGGUGGGGUUAGGGUUUCCAUGGAGAUUUAUGAUGUCAUGCUUGAAAGAGCAUGUCAAGACAGCCAAUUUAGCAAGUAGCUACUCAAAAAGUCCUAUAGGCUAGAAGUAGGUUUUAUGCAAAUGACAGGAGUUUCACUGGGAAAAACAGCAAAAGAAAACAGUAGAGAGAUAUGGAAGGGGGUUUACCUGACAGCUCCGAAGGAUGACCCUGGAAUCCAUUAGAGAUGAAACUUCCAGAAGAAAAAUUAGAGUUUGUACUUUAACUGUCGCCUCACCUGUGGAGCUCUGAGUACAGACAAGAAGCCCCAAAUUGUCUCACAGUCCUCAACCUCCCAGUUUGGGUGAGCCGGUCGAGCAUUUAUCAGAGACAUCAGGUGAUUCCUUGGAAGCCAUGUCUGAGGGAGAAGCUCCAAGUCCUUUUUCCAGAGGCAGCCGGACUCGAGCGAGCCUUCCAGUGGUGAGAACCACCAACCAGACGAAAGAAAGAUCUCUGGGAGUUCUCUAUCUGCAGUAUGGAGAUGAAACCAAGCAGCUCAGGAUGCCGAAUGAAAUCACAAGUGCAGACACAAUCCGGGCUCUCUUCGUAAGUGCCUUUCCACAGCAGCUCACCAUGAAAAUGCUGGAGUCGCCCAGUGUCGCCAUUUACAUCAAAGAUGAAAGCAGAAAUGUGUAUUAUGAAUUAAAUGAUGUAAGGAACAUUCAGGAUAGAUCGCUCCUCAAAGUGUACAACAAGGAUCCUGCACAUGCGUUCAAUCACAUGCCCAAAACUGUGAACGGAGACAUGAGGAUGCAGAGAGAAAUUGUUUAUGCAAGAGGAGAUGGCCCUGGUGCCUCUCGACCUGGAUCCACAGCUCAUCUACCCCACGCCAUUCCAAAUUCUCCGCCUUCCACUCCUGUCCCCCAUUCCAUGCCACCCUCCCCAUCCAGAAUUCCUUAUGGGGGCACCCGCCCCAUGCUUGUUCCUGGCAAUGCCACCAUCCCCAGGGACAGACUCUCCAGCCUGCCAGUCUCCAGAUCCAUCUCACCCAGCCCGAGCGCCAUUUUGGAAAGAAGAGAUGUAAAGCCAGAUGAAGACAUGAGUGGCAAGAACAUUGCGAUGUACCGAAAUGAGGGUUUCUAUGCUGAUCCUUACUUGUAUCACGAGGGACGGAUGAGCAUAGCCUCUUCCCAUGGUGGACACCCACUGGAUGUCCCUGAUCACAUCAUUGCAUAUCACCGCACAGCCAUCCGGUCAGCGAGUGCUUACUGCAACCCUUCUUUGCAAGCAGAAAUGCAUAUGGAACAGUCAUUGUACAGGCAGAAAUCUAGGAAGUAUCCAGAUAGCCACUUGCCUACACUGGGCCCCAAAACGCCUCCUGCCUCUCCUCACCGGGUCAGUGACAUGAGAAUGGACAUGCACGCUCAUCAUAACGCCCACGGGCCCCCUCACACCAUGCAGCCAGACCGGGUCUCGCCCAGCCGCCAGGCCUACAAAAAGGAGGCAGGCACCUUGGUGUAUAUUGAAAAGCCACGGACUCCAGGACUAUCCGGAAUUAUGGACCUUGGCCCUCCUCUAGUGGAGAAGCAAAUGUUUGCUUACAGCACUGCUACGAUACCCAAAGACAGAGAGACCAGAGAGAGGAUGCAAGCCAUGGAGAAACAGAUUGCCAGUUUAACUGGCCUUGUGCAGUCUGCGCUUUUUAAAGGGUCCCUCACAAGUAAUAGCAAAGAUGCAUCUAGCGAGAAAAUGAUGAAAACUGCAGCCCAUAAGAGCCACACAGAUAGUGCAGGAACUCCCCAUGUCUCUGGUGGGAAGACUCUUGGCACCCUGGAGUCCACAGGGCCGUUCAGCCAGCCCCUGCCCCCCAGCACCUCGGCUGUCCACCUGAGCCUGCUCGACAUGAGGCGGAGUGUGGCGGAACUCAAGCUCCAGCUGCAGCAGAUGCGACAGCUCCAGCUGCAGAACCAGGAGCUGCUGAGGGCAAUGAUGAAGAAGGCUGAGCUGGAAAUCAGUGGCAAAGUGAUUGAAACAAUGAAGAGACUGGAGGAUCCGGUGCAACGUCAGCGUGUCCUGGUGGAGCAAGAGAGACAGAAAUACCUGCGCGAAGAGGAGAAGAUCGUCAAGAAGUUGUGUGAGCUGGAAGACCUUGUUGAAGACUUGAAGAAGGACUCUGCAUCGGCUGCCCGAGUGGUCACUCUAAAAGAUGUGGAAGAUGGGGCUUUCCUCCUGCGACAAGUGGGAGAAGCUGUAGCUUCCCUGAAAGGAGAAUUUCCUACCUUACAAAACAAGAUGCGAGCUAUUCUGCGCAUAGAGGUGGAGGCAGUGCGGUUUCUGAAGGAGGAGCCGCACCGGCUGGACAGUCUCCUGCAGAGAGUACGGAGCAUGACCGACAUCCUGACCAUGCUGCGGAGACACGUCACCGAUGGGCUCUUGAGAGGCACAGAUUCAGCGCAGGCUGCACAGUAUGUCGCUAUGGAAAAGGCCACCACUGCGGAGGUCCUGAAGGGCCAGGAGGAGGCACCACAGGCCUCCGGCCAGCCCCCCCAGGGCACAGCAGCCCCUCGAGACGUGAAGGCGGAUGUGGUGCCCUUGACAGUCCACCGCGCACAGAGCUCUCCAGUGCUCAUCCAGCCCUCCCAGCUCUCCUCUGCCUUGCUGACCCCUGCCCAGCACUCGCCUGCAGGGGCUGGUCCUCAGCCAACCAGCCCUCCAGCCGUCACACAGGAAGUGAGCUCCACUCUGCAGUCAGCACAGGCAGCACAGUGCCCACAGGCACCCGUGAAUGGUGCCGCCAUGCAGAGCUUGUUCAUUGAGGAAAUCCACAGUGUCAGUGCCAAGAACAGGGCAGUGUCUAUUGAGAAAGCAGAGAGGAAGUGGGAAGAGAAAAGACAAAAUCUGGAGCACUAUAAUGGGAAAGAGUUUGAGAAACUCCUAGAAGAAGCUCAGGCCAAUAUCAUGAAGUCCAUUCCAAACCUGGAGAUGUCACCAGCCUCAGGCCCACAGCCGAAGGGCGAUGCUGCCUCGGACAAGCUGGAACUUGCAGAAGACUCUCCAAAUUCAGAACAGGACUUGGACAAGCUGGGGGGUAAGUCCCCACCACCUCCUCCCCCACCCCCGAGACGGAGCUACCUGCCAGGAUCAGGGCUCACCACCACCAGGUCCGGCGACGUGGUCUACACCAGCAGGAAGGAGAACGCCACCGCUAAGGCUAGCAGUGAAGAUGCUGGACCAAGCUCUCAGGCUAGAGCCACAAAAUGCCCAGCAGAGGAGCCUGCCUCAGCCUGGACCUGCUCCUCAAAGGAUGAGGAGGAAGAAGAAGAAGGAGACAAAAUCAUGGCAGAGCUCCAGGCAUUCCAGAAGUGUUCCUUUAUGGAUGUAAAUUCAAACAGUCAUGCUGAGCCAUCCAGGGCUGACAGUCACGUUAAAGACAGUAGGCCGGGGGCCACAGUCUCACCCAAGGAGAAGAAGAAGAUGCUGUGUUGUUCGACUGCAGCAGCUGACUCAUUGCACUCAUUUGGGGGCCUCAUGGAGGGCAUUUUUGGAAGUUGGCGAACAAAACAGCCCAAGAACUUGGAACUUUCCCAUGAAGACAUACAGAAAUCUGAGGUUGAAUAUGAAAAUGACCCCCAAAUGGAAUCCCGAAAGGUUAUCGCAGGAGCUCUUACACCUGGUGGCCAUCCUAUGUGGGAAAGAGGAAUGGAGAAUAGCAUUUCUGAUGCCUCAAGAACAUCAGACUGUAAAACUGACACCUUAAUGACGGAAAAUCCCAUAUCCAAUAAGAGUUUACUUAGAGACAGCAGAAACUAUUCCCAGAAAAAUGUGUCUAAGACCAGUUCUAGUUUCCCUGGCAUUAGUUCACUAGAAGAUGAAAUAAGCAAAGGGCCUAAAAUCUCAGGACUGCAGGACGCUACCUCUGACACUGAGAGUCAGAAGAUGAAUUACGUGAAGACAAAAGAGAUGCGUCAACAAGAUCAAGAAAACACAGAGAAGUGUCACCUGCUCUCUCCCACUAGAUCAACUGAAUUAGGUACUUGUGAUACCAAAACUCAAGAUCAACGGGUUCCUGUGACAGAGUGUGGCCAAGUUGUGCUGAGACACAAGGGAGCUUGGCAUGCUAAUGUGAAGUCUAAUGAGGACAGAGAAUCAACCCUAAGUUCUCCCGGUGAAGAAAGUGCACCCACAGACAACAUUGCCUUCAUGAUCACCAGGACUGCGGUCCAGGUUCUUUCCAGUGGGGAGGUCCACGAUAUAGUGAGCAAAAAGGGAGAAGAUGUGCAGACAGUGAAUAUUGACGCCAAAAAAGAGACGACUUCCCGACAAGAAGGGACUGAACACGAAGCGCCGGUCGUCUGCCUAGAUAAGAAACCAGUCAUCAUCAUUUUUGACGAACCCAUGGAUAUCCGGUCUGCAUAUAAGAGACUUUCAACCAUAUUUGAGGAAUGCGAUGAGGAAUUAGAGAAAAUGAUGACAGAGGAAAAGAUAGAGGAGGAGGAAGAGGAAGAAAAUGGAGAUGCUUUGGUCCAGAAUAACACCUCCCAAAAGUCUCACAAGGUUGUGUCAGGCAGCCCUGGAUCAGGACUGAAGGCCGAGAGUCGACUGCGGCCACACCUCCUCUUAGAAGGCACCAAAGUAUCGGGAGGACAGGAAAUGAAUGAGACCGAGCUGCCCACGUGCAGCCAGGCAGAUUCUCCAAGUUCAGACAGCAAGUGUGACGUGACAUAUGACCAAUUUGAAAGCCCCAAGAAAAAGUUUAAGUUCAAAUUCCCUAAAAAGCAACUUGCCGCUCUCACUCAAGCCAUUCGCACUGGAACCAAAACGGGGAAGAAGACUUUGCAGGUGGUCGUCUAUGAAGAGGAGGAAGAGGAUGGCACUUUGAAACAGCACAAAGAAGCUAAGCGAUUCGAAAUUACUAGAUCUUCUCAACCUGAGGACUCUCCCCAAAAUAGGCUCAAGAGACAAGAACAGCCCAGUCUAGACAGCACAUCUCCCAUUUCAAGAACUGAUGAGAUUAGAAAAAAUACCUACAGAACACUGGACAGCCUGGAGCAGACCAUCAAACAGCUUGAAAAUACGAUCAGUGAAAUGAGUCCAAAAGCCCUAGUUGAUACCUCAUGUUCUUCCAACAGAGAUUCUGUUGCAAGCUCAACCCACAUAGCCCGGGAGGCCUCUCCCCGAUCCUUGCUAGUUCUGGAAGAAGCUCCCACUGCCCUAGAGCUCCCCUCAUCAAUACCUUCAGCUUCACGUAAGGUCUCCAGCGGGACCCCGCAGACCAGCAGGAUGCCAGUCCCCAUGAGCUCUAAGAAUAGACCCGGAAGCCUGGACAAACCUGGCAAGCAGACCAAACUGCAGGAUCCCCGCCAGUAUCGUCAGGCUAAUGGAAGUGCUAAGAAAGCUGGUGGGGACUGUAAGCCUACUUUCCCCUCCUUACCUGCUUCUAAGAUUCCAGCCCUUUCUCCCAGCUCUGGGAAAAGCAGUUAUCUGCCCUCUGCUAGUGGUGACAGCUCUAGCUCCCCUAAUCCAACUGCUUCUAAACCAUCGGUUACUUCUAACCCUCUCAGCCCCCAAACAGGACGAUCUGCUCCCUCUGCCUCCCUCAUCCCCUCUGUCUCUAAUGGCUCCUUGAAGUUUCAGAGCCCCACCCACACAGGUAAAGGUCACCAUCUUUCAUUCUCACUGCAGACUCCAAAUGGCCGAGCAGCCCCUUCCUCCUGCUCCUCCUCCCCCCCCUCCCCCGCCUCCCCCACUUCACUGAAUCAAGGUGCCAAGAGCAUCAGGACCAUCCACACUCCUAGCCUCACCAGCUACAAGGCACAGAAUGGAAGUUCAAGCAAAGCCACCCCAUCCACAGCAAAGGAAACCUCUUAAAGGCCAAAUCCUAUUAGGCACAAGUUGAAGUUGCAUUUAAAAACUCAAAAAAAUUUUUAAUAGUCCUUAACAACUGUUUUCACCAGAGAAUGUAGCAUAUUGCUGUACUAUUUGAGGCUUAAUGCUAAGUAUGUGCUAAAUAUUGGAUUAAUAGAUUUCAGUAAAGCUUGUUUUGUUUUGUUUUUUACUUUGUUGCUAUUGUAAUUCCACAGUGUUCACCGUCUAUAUUCAAUACCUGUUAAAUGAAGUGAGCAUGUGUUACAGAAAGCAAGUGUGGCAAGAGCGAAGGGUGCGUGUGAGACAGGAGAAAGUGUAUUCGGCAUGUAAAACAUGUAUGAUUCCAAAAUUUUAGUAUGUUUUAUAUAAAAAUAUUUUUCAUUAUGGAGACUAGAAAUGAACAGAGAAAUACAUAAGUGUGACUAUACAAAUUGUAAAACAGAUACUAUAAUAUUUCCUUUUAUUUUAGUGUUAUUUAGCUUUAUUACAGAUUUCUAUUUUUGUCAAAACUUCAUGGUUCCUUUCAAGAUCUUUUUUGCCAAAACAUUUUGAUACUAUAGCAUUGUACAUUUGAAAGUAGUAUGCUAGACAAUAAGCCAAUGAACUUCUGCGCUGGCCACCCAGGGGCACAUAUAGAAAGCAAUUUAUCGAAACAAUUGCACUGCCAUGAAAAUUAUGCAUAAUAAUUUGCCAACCCAAACAAGCUAGUUUUCUUUGCAUUGCUUUCUAUUUUUUUUUAAAAAAAUCUAUUGGGAUUCUCUAGUUGUUUUCUUUGCAAUACAUCACCCCUUCCUUUGUUUUCUCAGACCUGGCGACUCACACCGUCUAACAUUGUGGAUUUUAAAGUGUACGCUUCUGUACUGUUCUGUAAACUGAUAAAACUUUGUAAAUAUAUAAAUAAACAUAAAAAUACUGUAUGUGACAGCACAGAGAGUAGUUUUCCCACACCAAAGUUAGUUUUUAUGCAUGCUUUAAAAAUAUAUAUUGGGAUGGGCAGAAAUGGAACUAUCCAUACCUUUUUAAAGAGCAACAAGUUUGCACAGCUAGAAUGUUUUUGUAAAUAACUGUAUUUGUAUAACACAGUCAUGUAAUAUACAGAACUAUAAGCAGAGACUUUGAAAAACUAAAUAAAGGGCUGCAUGCUUAUUAUUUUUUGUA